AUGCAACGUAUCCGAACAACAUUUAAAAGGUCCCGGACCCCCACAGCCUACGAAAUGAAGACGCAAAGCAGCCUGGAGGUGCCGAAGCAGGUGCGAUCCGCCUCCUUCGACGAGAUCCAAUUGGAGGCGAAGCGCCUGCAGUCGGACAAGCAGCCGCCCGACCAAAACACCUUGCUCAAUAUACCGCAAUACCCGGGCCAGAGGUCGCGCAGCGUCGAUUCGGGCGGCAGCGAGGAAUCCGGCAACUACCUGGAGGUGCCGUCGAGGAAGUUCCAUCGCAGGCGAUCGUCGGGCAGCAGGAGCCCCGUGUGCGUGCACUGCGUCUGCUUGGAGGAGUACAACAGGAGGCGCAGCGAGAGCAACAGCAGCCAGGACGAGAAGGACAAAGACGAGAUCCCCGCGUCGGCCUUCAGCAUGAGCGAAUCGUCCAGCGAGUGCGAGGAGGAGUUGCUGACGAAUUGCGUGAUUAAAGUCACGCUGUCGCCGGAAGUGCCGGCGGAGCCGCUGCAAUCGCCGCCUCCGGUGCCGGUGUCGCCGACGCAAUGCAGACGCAAGUCCAUUCACCGGCAGGAGGCCUUCUUCGGGGAGCCUUCGGGCGAUUCGUUGGAGAGCAUCUCCGACGGACCGUCCGAAGCAUUCUCCUCCGACGGGGCCGUCUCCGAUAAAACUCCUGCGGGCCUCAUCGUCAAGGACAUUUACCUCCAAGUACCGGACUUGAAGAGAGAUCGAGCCGCCUCCGUGGAUUCCUGUUUCUCCAAAGUAUCGCAAGUUAAGACUGAAGAACUGGAACACUCCGGCGUCAGCCUGGAGGUUCCCGUCGGACCAAACGUUGCUCUUAGAUCUAGAUCUGUCGAUAUCGUCUUGCCUACGGAUAAGCAAGCUAGGUAUAAGGCUUUGGCGAUGGCGGCCCCUUCUCAUUCGGAAUACGGGAAAAUAUCUGACGAUGGAGAACGGGAUUUAAGGAACACCCCCGAUUGGGGUGAGACCGCCAUCAACGAAGAUCAUCUGUGGGUUCAAACGUCUGUUUCCGGAGAUUUUUGCUACGUGGGAGAUCCGGAUUGUACGAAACACGGCUCUCGUAUGAAGUGCUCCGCUUGCAAUAUAAUUGUCCACAAGUAUUGCAUCAAAGUGCUAGUCGACAAGGUGAAGUUUUCUUGCAAACCGACGUUCAGGGACGUGGGCGUCCGCCAAUACAGGGAACAAACCACCGUUCAACACCAUUGGGUCCAUCGGCGCAGCGAAAAAGGGAAAUGCCGCAAAUGCGGAAAAUCGUUCCAAUCGAAACUAUCCUUCAGCUCGAAGGAAAUCGUGGCAAUCAGUUGUUCCUGGUGCAAGACCGCCUAUCACAAUAAAGAAACGUGCUUCGACAUCAGACGAAUCGGCGAAGAAUGCAGCUUGGGCGUUCACAAUAAUUGUAUAGUUCCUCCCUCGUGGAUAGUCAAAUUACCGAAAAAAGGAAGCUUCAAGUCAAGCUUGAGAAAGUCGCCUAAGAAACGAACCAGCCUAAAGAAAGGCAAGCAUAAGGAUAAAGAACAUCGAUUUUUCGCAAUCAAACCGAUUCCAUCCACCAACGUUUCGCCCAUCAUAGUAUUCAUCAAUCCGAAAUCGGGCGGCAACCAGGGCCUGAAGCUCCUGCAGAAGUUCCAGUGGCUGCUGAACCCGCGGCAGGUGUUCGACCUGACGCAGGGCGGGCCCCGGCUCGGCCUCGAGCUCUUCAAGAAAGUGCCCAAUUUGCGGGUGCUGGCCUGCGGCGGCGACGGCACCGUCGGCUGGGUGCUCAGCGUCAUCGAUCAAAUCGAAAUCGCGCCGGCCCCCGCCGUCGGCGUGCUGCCCCUCGGCACCGGCAACGACCUGGCGCGGGCCCUCGGCUGGGGCGGCGGCUACACGGACGAGCCGAUUUCGAAGAUCCUCUCCAACAUCAGCCACAGCGACAUCGUGAAUUUGGAUAGGUGGUCGUUGGAGGUGGAGAAGAAUUCCGCAGCGAGUGCGGGCGAAGGAGGGAAGGAAAAUCUACCGUUGAACGUCGUUAACAACUACUUUUCUUUGGGCGUCGACGCGCAUAUCGCGUUGGAAUUCCACGAAGCUCGAGAGGCUCAUCCAGAGAAGUUCAAUUCCCGAUUGAGGAACAAAAUGUUCUACGGCCAAAUGGGCGGCAAGGAUCUGCUCAAGAGGAAGUGGAAGGAUUUGGCGGAUUUCGUCACGCUAGAAUGCGACGGGCAGGAUAUCACGCCCAAGCUGAAGGAGUUGCGGGUGCACGCCAUCGUUUUCCUCAACAUUUCCAGUUACGGCGGCGGGACGCAUCCUUGGAACCGAUCGAUGGGAAAUAACGAGCCCAGCACCGACGACGCCCUCAUAGAAGUAUUAGGUUUAACGACAUAUCAACUUCCUCUGCUGCAAGCCGGAGGUCACGGCACGUGCAUCACGCAGUGCCGCUCCGCCAAGAUAGUCACCUCGAAGACGAUUCCCAUGCAGGUGGACGGGGAGGCGUGCAAGCUGGCGCCUUCCGUCAUCAAAAUGAGCCACCUGAACAAGGCGCCGAUGCUGGCGAAGAGGAAACACGGCACGGCGAUUCGCGUUCAAACGGAAUUGGACAAUCUCAAUCUCGGCGUGUUCAAGUUGACGAUGUCCGAUUACGAGCAGCACCAUUACGAUAAGGAUCUAUUAACUCAAGCAGCAAUAAAUAUUGGUAGGAUCGAAGUGAAUCCUGUGUCGGAUUUGGAGCAGGUUCGAGUUAUGAUAAACGCAAUGUUAGAGGAGAAAAAGGAGAAGCAAUUGCUGUCAACUGAUUGGUGUUUCGUGGAUUCUUGCACGGCUGAACGAUUUUUUCGCAUCGACAAGGCGCAGGAGAGCCUUCACUACGUGUUCGACAUUUGCGGUGAGAACUUGUACAUACUCGAAUGCGGCGAGGAAUCCAAUUCUUCGAUUCCCGAUGACGAAACUGCCAAUCCAUCGCCCACUUCCAACUACCAAACUACGUACAAUAUUCCCCAGAUGCGCAUCAGCAAAGAGGACGAUUUGGACUCCCCCAGCGAUCACCCGCCGCUUUCCCCGAAAAAUCCGGAUGCCGCCGAAGAUUUCCCGACGCCGGAGGAGAACCGUCGCAUAGACAAUCAUCAGCUGCAGAGGGUGUCGUCAGAUGCCAGUAUGAAAAUUAGAAGCAUCACUGAGAGAUUGUUUGGUUUGAAUCAAGAAUCGUUCAAUGCUUAUAGUUACUUAGACGAGAAACCGAACGAAAGCCUCCUCAAAGCCACGAAGAAGGGCGACCUACGAACGAUAAAAGAGUUGCACAACCAAGGCUACUCUUUGACCGCCAGCGACGCCGCCGGUCAAACCAUGCUCCAUCACGCCGCCCGAUACGGUCACAAGGACAUCGUCAAGUAUUUAGUGAGAUUCGCUCCAACGAUCAUCAACGAAAAAGAUUCCAAUUUAUCCCAAACAGCUCUGCACAAGGCAGUGGCUUACAAGUGGCACAGCGUUUGCUGCAUCCUGGUGGCAGGAGGAGCCUUGCUGGAUGUUAAAGACCACCGAGGAGUGACGCCUAGGCUGUUGGCUCUUCAGAAUAACGAUCACGAACUGGCGGCCUAUUUGGAGCGUCAAGAGCAAUUUCAGCAAGUUUCUUCUGAUCUUGGCACUGUGGUUUAA
Molecule: messenger RNA, 3642 nt
Organism: Phyllotreta striolata
Lineage: Eukaryota; Metazoa; Arthropoda; Insecta; Coleoptera; Chrysomelidae
Source: the annotation of a GenBank genome assembly